AAUCUUUAACAUUAAAGAUGCACAACAAACUUGUGUACAUUCAGUUCACUGCUAGCUAACUAGAUUUAGAAUAAUAGAUUCUACUAGUUACUAGAUAUAUAUAGAUCUAGAUCUAGGAAUCAUAAAUUCACAGUAGCGUGAAAAAUGCACCAUAAAAGCAUUUGUAUAUUCUUACUCAACUUACUGUUCAUUAACAUUGUGUUAUUAUAUCAGCUCCAGGAUGUUUUGGCAGAUCUUGUUGAAAUGAAGAUAGUGGAUGAACCAUCAAGUUUUGGUAUCAAUAAUGUGUAUUCACAACAGAGUCACACUCAGCCAGAAGAAACACUUAAACUCAGAGUUCAACCUGCAAAUUUUUCAGGGCCUUCUCAUUUCCAGAGACUGAUAGGGCGCUGUUUUAGUUCCGUUAUAAGAAACUAUAAAUAUAAAUUCUGUCCAUUUUCUAAUGUGACACAGCAUGAACAAGGUCUUCAUUGGAAUCCAUAUAAAGGUGUCCUGGGAGUUUGGCAAGAAUGGGAGAUAGAGAACAAUACCUUUACUUCUAUGAUGAUGAAAGAUGGAGAUCCCUGUGGAAGUAUUUUCAGAUCAGUGAAAAUUACAUUCAUGUGUGGAAACCACAGUGAGAUAGUCAAUGCUAGUGAGCCUCAGACUUGUCAUUACCACCUGGUGUUUAGGACACCACUUGUCUGUCACCCAGAUUCUAUGCUAGUCUAUCCAGCCCUCAGCCCUGAAUUACAGAAAGAGUGGGAUCACCUUGAGCAUGUAAUGGCAAGACAGGAGUUAACUGCAAAGGGUUACCAGAAAAGGUUACGAAAACUCUUUGAAAAGGCUGGCUUAAUGUUGAGUAGAGAGGAACACACAACACUUUUAAAGAAAGCAGAACAAGUGGAGAAAGCAAAAAUCAGUGAAGGAGAAUUUGAAUCUCUAGAUACUUGUAAAGUGGAAUACAAGAAACUCCAAGAGCGAAUUAAACUCUUAGAAGCACAACUUACAUUUGAAGGGCCUGAUGAAAAUGAUUUUUCAGAUGACCAUUUACCUGAUAAAUAGAAAGUAUGUUGGCCUAGCUUUAUAUGAAUAUUUAUAUUUAACAAAAAAAAUGUACUGCUUUUUUGGUUUGAUGUGAAAAUGUUGGCUGUGUAUUAAAUCUGUUUACAUUGGAUUAUUUAUGUAUUUCAUUGAUCAUGUUCUGUUAUUAAAAAAAAUAGUUAAGCCAACUACAAUUCUUUGGCUCCAAGACAAUUUUAUAUAAUGUGAUAUCAUGGCUGCAAUUUUGGUCUUUACGAUAUUGUAAUAAUGGUUUAGCUAAAUGAUAAUGCAAGCUUUGUGUAUUGUUUAUGUCAUAUAUUCAGAGGCUCAUUGUAAAUAAUAGGGUUUAUUAGUUGAUGUUAUUCUUGGAUGUGACAUGACAUUUAUCCUGUGACUUGUACACACAUUGUUUUUUGAAUGAUAAGUAUUAUUUAGUUUUGUCAUGCAUCAGUGACAUAUUUGUUUUUCCACAUGAUAAGUGUAUAUUAGAAAGUUUUCACAUCAUUUCCUUUUCCAAAUAGUGGUUCUUUUUAUGUGUCAUUAUGUUUUUAAAAAUAAAACAAACUUAACUUGUAUUUACUUUGCUCACAUUUCCACUAUGGUUAUAUAAUAAACAGAUUUUUUAUGGGAAGUAAUUUUUUACUUUGUAUUUUUUCAAAUGAAACCAGCACUGUAAAGUAUAAAUAGUAUGUAUUUAUAAAUAAUUCAUUUAAUCAUUUGUUCUUGUUUAAAUAGCAUUGCAAUAUAUCAAGUUUCUUUUUUUUU
Messenger RNA from Biomphalaria glabrata, 1788 nucleotides. RefSeq names its product N-acetylglucosamine-1-phosphotransferase subunit gamma-like. Gene Ontology annotation, cellular component: Golgi apparatus. The transcript is spliced from 9 exons. Bases 145 to 1044 code for a protein of 299 amino acids. The record is from RefSeq and is a predicted model, not a curated record. Lineage: Eukaryota; Metazoa; Mollusca; Gastropoda; Planorbidae.